Molecule: messenger RNA, 2643 nt
Organism: Brienomyrus brachyistius
Lineage: Eukaryota; Metazoa; Chordata; Actinopteri; Osteoglossiformes; Mormyridae
Gene: arhgef4
Product: Rho guanine nucleotide exchange factor (GEF) 4
Biological process (GO): intracellular signal transduction
Molecular function (GO): protein binding; guanyl-nucleotide exchange factor activity
Source: RefSeq, a predicted model, not a curated record
GCUGGAAAGGCAGGCAACCUCUGUCAUUGCUGCUGAAUGCCAGGACAACGCUCGGGUCCCCCCUCAGAGGACCCCCAGUGAUGUCAGCUAGUGGCUGUGUGUGUGCGCGAGUGCAGGAGAGGCGCCGGUGCCUGCAUCGUGCCUGUCUCAGAGAGAGAGAGAAAGGCAGAGAGGAAGGGAGUGUGCCAGCAGACAGCAGCAGCGGUUCGGCAGCCAGCAGCUCCGGAGCAGACGGCGGUGCCUGGUGACACUCGUGGGAGCCGGGCCUGAGAGUGCCCUGCACCCCCCGGCCACAUGCGCAGCCAGCAGGGGGCCGCAGAAGGGGGCAGCUUCAGCACCAGCAGCGGGAGCUCGGGGCUGUCCCCCGGGUCCGACUCAGAUAGCGGCCUUGGGGGGCCCCUGGCAGGGGUGGGGGCCGCCCGUGGGGUCAUGUCCCAUUACUGGAGUCUGGAGAGUCUGCAUUCCACCACAGCGGUGGUCAUUCCCGACGGGACGCUUGACAGGGCCGGCCCGAGCGAUGAUGUGGGCAGUGAGGAGGACCUGUAUGAUGAGUUCCGUAGCUCCGCCCACCGUUUCGGCCACCCCGGUGGGGGAGGGGGGCAACUCGCCAUCAACGAGUUGAUCAGCGAUGGCAGCGUGUGUGCAGAAGCCCUAUGGGAUCAUGUCACCAUGGAUGACCAAGAGCUGGGCUUCAAGGCCGGCGACGUCAUCGAAGUAGUGGACGCCACCAAUAAGGAGUGGUGGUGGGGGCGGAUCCUGGACAGCGAGGGCUGGUUCCCGGCCAGCUUCGUUCGGCUACGUGUGAACCAGGAUGAGCCUAUGGAGGACUACCUAGCCAAGAUGGAGGGCACCAGGGAAGAGGAGGGGGGGUGUGGGAGGCUUGUCGGCCCAGGCCUGCCCUGCAAGGAGCAGAUGCGGAGCAAUGUCAUCAACGAGAUCAUGAGCACAGAGAAAGACUACAUAAAGCACUUAAAGGACAUCUGUGAGGGUUACAUCAAACAAUGCCGCAAGAGGACAGAUAUGUUCACCGAAGAUCAGCUCCGAACCAUUUUUGGCAACAUCGAGGAGAUCUACCGCUUCCAAAAGAAGUUCCUCAAAGGCAUUGAGAAGAAGUUCAACAAGGAACAACCUCACCUGAGUGAAAUAGGUUCCUGUUUCUUGGAGCACCAAACAGACUUCCAGAUAUACUCGGAAUAUUGUAAUAAUCACCCCAACGCCUGUCUCCAACUCUCCAAGCUCAUGAAGAUCAACAAAUAUGUAUUCUUCUUUGAGGCUUGCCGUCUACUGCAGAAAAUGAUUGACAUUUCCCUGGAUGGCUUCCUGCUCACACCGGUCCAGAAGAUAUGCAAGUACCCGUUGCAACUGGCUGAGCUGCUGAAGUACACCAACCCUCAGCAUAGGGACUACAAAGAUGUGGAAGCUGCCUUAAACGCCAUGAAGAACGUUGCCAGGCUCAUCAAUGAGAGGAAGAGGCGACUGGAGAACAUCGACAAGAUCGCACAGUGGCAGAGCUCCAUAGAAGAUUGGGAGGGUGAAGAUGUACUCACCAGGAGCUCAGACCUCAUCUUCUCAGGAGAGCUGACCAAGAUAUCCCAGCCUCAAGCGAAAAGCCAGCAGCGUAUGUUCUUCCUCUUCGACCACCAGAUGGUCUACUGCAAAAAGGAUUUGCUGCGUAGGGACAUACUGUACUACAAGGGCCGGGUGGACAUGGACCAAAUGGAAGUGCUGGACCUGGAGGACGGCAAGGACAAGGACUUUAACCUGAGCGUGAAGAAUGCUUUGAAACUAUGCUCGGUGGUGGCAGGGGGCGAAGCCCUGCUGCUUUGCGCGAAGAAGCCCGAACAGAAGCAGAGGUGGUUGCGGGCCUUCACUGAUGAGCGCAGGCAGGUGCAGCAUGACCAGGAGACAGGUUUUGCUAUUACUGAAAUCCAAAAGAAGCAGGCAAUGCUGAACGCGAACAAAAGUCACCCAGCGGGAAAGCCUAAAGCUGUGACCAGACCCUACUAUGACUUCCUCCUGCGGCAGAAGCACCCGACCCUGCCGACCUCCCUGCCGCAGCAGCAGGUCUUCAUGCUGGCAGAGCCCAAGCGGAAGACCUCAAACUUCUGGCAUAACAUCGGCAGGCUCACACCCUUCAAGAAGUGACCGCUGUGCUUAUGCCUACACCUCCAUUUUUACCUUCUUCCCUUUUCCUCUCCUUUAGAUUUUUUUUCUUAUUGAUAUUAUUAUUGUUGUUUUUAUUGUUAUUAUAAUAUUUUUUACAUUGUUUUUUCUUUUGGAAAGCACUUUAUAGGUCGGUUACAAUCAGACUUUAAGGCUCCCGGGCUUGUUGGAACUUUGGGAGAAUAACUGCUAUCCUAGCACUAGGACUCCAAAUACUACUAUGCUACUACUUCAACUACAACUACUUGUACUAAUACUGUUAUGGCUCCAGACGAUCAUGUGACUCAUGCUGUGACAUCACCGUCUGCGGAGGACCUUGGCCAGAAGACGGGAUCUUUGGUUUGUUUUCCUUCCUCCCGGUGUCGUUCGUCUGGCUUCUCCGACAUUCGCCGACGGCUCGCCGUGCCGGAUCAUCGGGGUUUUGUACGCAAGUUGUUACUUUGACCGAAUUACCGUUGGAAACGUGGGGGGGGGGGGGGG